UCAGGGCGAAGAGAGGAGGAGGAGAAGAGCGAGAUGUUUUCUUAUGCAUUAAGGGAGUGGUGUUCAGAUUAAGUAAACGAAAGCAAUAUUGGGCGCAGGAGAGAGUCCUACAUUCCCGCGCUCCGAGGUCAGGUUGUCAGCAGAGAGCAUUUGGAGUGGUUGUGAGAGUUUAUGCGAGAGCGCUCGUGUAUGUGUGUCUCCAGAAAUACACAAACCACCCUGCUUCAGUAAUCAAAUUAAUGUCGGGGAUUUCCUGUCCUCUGGCGGACAAUAUGUGAUUAAACGGAAAUCGAUCGAGGAGGAACUUCGCGGGAGCAGGAUUUAUACAACAUUUUAGUGUUAACCCUAACGCUGCUCCUGUCCCAUUCGGGGACACUGUUGAACGGGAGAAAGUUUCGACCUUUCUAUAUUACUAACAAUCAUUCCCCCGCUCUGUCGACUGAGAGGAGAAAAAUAGGAGAGGAAUAUAACGUUUUUUCCCAAACCGAGAGCACUGAGAGAACUGCAUGGGGCGACCGGGGCCAGGGCUCGUUAUCGAUCCGGUGUAAAUAUGACGUCUGUGUUCGGUUAUGCUCCCGUCUUGAACGCUGUUCUGAUCGAAGACAACCCGGGAUAAUAGAUAAAUACUCCGGGGACUUCACCACACACACACACACACACACACAAAGUGCGCGGCAGUGGCACGCACGGUGAGCCCUCCAGCAUGUAGCGGAGGAGCUCACGACACACCGGGCAGCCGACUUCAUCAGCAGGAGAUGAGGUCUAGAGUUAUUAAAAAAGUUGCAUCAGUCGUUAAUUUAUCCACCCACUCUACUCCGUCGCCACCUUCAACAGUGAAGCACCAGAUAUAAAUCAUCGUACGGGACUGGGAACUACAACAACUGAAUUUAGGACACACGGCGCACGCCUGUCCGGACAAAAGUUGCGGUGGAGCAUCCGAGAUAGGGGAUACGUAUUUGGAGAGAGGCAAAGAACGCACGGCACGGCGAAGACAAGCUGUGUGUGUAGUUCGGAGUGUGUAUUGGAGUGUGUGUGUGCGUGUGUGUGUUGUGUGUAGCUGAAGCGAUUAAAAGGCGUUUAAUCCUGGAACACGUAGCACCAGCAGGUUGGCUUCUGUUCACCUGGUACCCGCGAGACAACACAACUCAGUGUAGAGUAAGGAGCCUCAACGCAGGGAAGGCGUGGUCCCGGGGGAUAGGAGCGAUGAGUUCGCUGCGUGUCCCUGUCCUACUGGUGAUGCUGGUCCUCCUGCUGACCGCUGGAUUCUGCAAACAGAGCUCUGUGCACGUGACCCCGGGGGCGAGCACAGGGGCGCGCACGGACGGACGCAACCUCCUGGAGCUCAUCAUGGGCAAGGUGCGUCUGACGCGGCAGCAGCAGGACGAGGUACACGUGUGCUACCCCGCCAAAAAACAGGAGUUCACCUUGGAGACCAAGGAGAGGAAUGAAGUGAACAAGUCUCAUCACGGAGAACACAUCAUAGAGGUGUUCCCCAGAGACCUGAGGCAAAAGGAGAAGUUCCUCAAACACCUAACAGGUCCACUAUACUUUAACCCAAGGUGUAGGAAACACUUCUAUAGACUAUACCACAACACCAGAGACUGUACCAUCCCUGCCUACUAUAAGAGGUGUGCCCGUCUUCUCACCAGACUGGCAGGCAGUCAGAGGUGUACAGAGAGGUAGAAUACCCUGAGCCCAUGAAAGAGAGAAGUGCCUUGGAAGAUGAACAGAGAGACUGCUAUUAGUAUCAAUGUGUCAUGGGGAACGUUAGUUAUGUUAGGACAUUCAUAGAAGCUCACACAUACUCUACUCUACUUUACUCAACUCUACAUUCGGACAAUCUCCGAGUUCAGCUGCCAAAAACCCUGACGACACGUGGAUGCUGUUUUACACUUGGAUUAUAUCAUGACACUAUGCGGGAGUGCUUCUGUGUUCAUUGACAUGCCUUCAUGGGUUAGAACAAACACAUUUGGUUGGAGUUUGGUUGGUGGUCUCUGAGCUGUGGUUGUAGACAGAAAGAAAGACUGACAGACAGGCGGACACACGGAAAGUAGGACAGACAGACACACGGAGAGACAGACAGACACACGGACAGACAGAUAGACACAUGAACAGACAGACGGAGAG
Oncorhynchus tshawytscha (Chinook salmon) is the source of this 2127-nucleotide messenger RNA. RefSeq names its product ALK and LTK ligand 2-like. The transcript is spliced from 6 exons. The record is from RefSeq and is a predicted model, not a curated record. The coding region runs from base 1204 to 1683 and encodes 159 amino acids. Gene Ontology annotation, biological process: positive regulation of ERK1 and ERK2 cascade; positive regulation of ERK5 cascade. Gene Ontology annotation, molecular function: receptor tyrosine kinase binding; receptor signaling protein tyrosine kinase activator activity. Lineage: Eukaryota; Metazoa; Chordata; Actinopteri; Salmoniformes; Salmonidae.